This is a messenger RNA of Drosophila eugracilis, 1217 nucleotides long. RefSeq lists its product as uncharacterized. The record is from RefSeq and is a predicted model, not a curated record. Lineage: Eukaryota; Metazoa; Arthropoda; Insecta; Diptera; Drosophilidae. Bases 174 to 899 code for a protein of 241 amino acids. The transcript is spliced from 4 exons.
AAACAAACUGGUCACUCUGUUGAUUGCAUUACAACUUUUUGUUAUUAAUAAUUAUAAAACAUUGUGAAGAAAAUAAAGCUAAUAUCGCAGUGGAUCUCAGUCCUGUCAACAUAAUAGCUUAAGGCACAUACUCAUUUAGUACUGGAACACAAUAACAGCUUGGAGAUCCAAUCAUGACGGAUUCAGAGAAAGUUGUGCAGGCUGAUACACAAUCCAGUGAAACUCCUAAAGCUGUAGAGCUAAGGGAAACUUUUUGGUACACCAUGGGUGAGCUAGUGGAGAUGGUAGUGUGUCCAGGAUGUGGGAUAUCAAUGGUUUCAUUUAAAAACCGUUUCUCCCACGUCAAGAAGUGUUUUAGCAUCAAGAGACGGGGUCCCCUGUACAGGAUUCAUGGAUAUGCCGAAUGCAAAUGCGGUUUACUCAUAGCCGACACAGCCAAGGCACAGAAACUUCAUUGUUGUUUGGGAAAACUGCGUCCUUGCAAACCAAUCAUACCAGCUGAACCGAAAAAACCUCCAGCUGAAUCACCACCUCCUGAAGAAUCAAUCUCCACGCCAAUCCAAAACGAUUCGGUCCAAGUCCUUCAACCAAAAAGUAAAACGUGGAUACAUAACUUCAUCACCCCAAUCAAACAAAAGGAUAUAUCCUUUCUAGAUAUUUCCUAUUCCAAUAAACCUCUACCGCAGCCAACGACAAAACCGCGAGUACGUAACUUUGAUCGACCAUCCCUAAAACAGGUUCCAAACGAAGUCUGUGUUUACUCCAUAAUUCGGAAGAAUGGAGUCAUCUCAGUAGCGGGAAGAUCCAUUUUGAAACGGAAAGGAAGUAAUGAAAACUUGGUCAUACUCAAAAAGCGAAGACUGCGACUACCCGCAAUCAAUCAAAUCGAAAAGGCGUGACGUUCGAUUUAUCAACAAUAUGUUUCAUAAUUAGUAAACUUAGCUGUAAGCCAUUACCUUGUCGAAUGUACUAUAUAUUUAAGAGACUUUUUCUUAAGAACUUCUACUUAGAAAUCGAAACAUUGUGAAUAUUUUAUUAUUCAGUUGCAGUGCACAAACUCUUUUUCAAAGUCUUAAUCUAACAAUUUAAUACUAUUUGAAAGACGUUGUAUUUCAGUUUUGAAGUAAAUAAUAUAUGUAGAUACUGCUAAGUUAUUAGACAAAUUUAUUUCUGUGUAUUCAAAUCUAAUGAAAUAAAAUAUAAUUUACUUUGUUAAA